Penicillium cataractarum is the source of this 1380-nucleotide messenger RNA. RefSeq names its product putative disulfide isomerase. Gene Ontology annotation, molecular function: protein disulfide isomerase activity; protein-disulfide reductase activity. Bases 1 to 1380 code for a protein of 459 amino acids. Gene Ontology annotation, biological process: response to endoplasmic reticulum stress. Gene Ontology annotation, cellular component: endoplasmic reticulum lumen. The record is from RefSeq and is a predicted model, not a curated record. Lineage: Eukaryota; Fungi; Ascomycota; Eurotiomycetes; Eurotiales; Aspergillaceae. The transcript is spliced from 3 exons.
AUGUUGCCACAGAGCUCGUUGUUGCUCGUCGCUUCGUUGCUGGCUGCGCUGCCCGCCAACGCUGACGGAAUCUACACCAAAAAGUCGCCGGUCCUCCAGCUCAACCAGAAGACCUACGGAUCACUUAUUGCGAACUCGAACUAUACUUCAAUCGUCGAGUUCUACGCUCCUUGGUGUGGUCACUGCAAAAACCUCAAGCCCGCUUACGAGAAAGCCGCCCAGAAUCUGAACGGCUUGGCCAAGGUCGCCGCCGUUAACUGCGAUGACGACGAAAACAAGCCCUUCUGCGGUCAGAUGGGUGUGCAGGGCUUCCCCACCCUGAAGAUUGUGACACCGUCCAAGAAGCCCGGAAAGCCGCGCGUGGAGGACUACCAGGGUGCGCGCAGUGCCAAGGCUAUCGUCGACGCGGUGGUCGACCGCAUCCCCAACCAUGUGAAGCGCGCAACGGACAAGGACUUGGAUAAGUGGCUGGGACAGAAUGAGGAACGACCCAAGGCUAUCCUCUUCACGGAAAAGGGCACUACGACCCCUUUGAUCCGCGCGUUGGCCAUUGAUUUCCUGGGCGCCAUCGACGUCGCUCAGGUGCGGAACAAGGAGUCCGCAUCAGUGGAGAAAUUUGGCGUCUCCAAGUUCCCCUCGCUGGUUGUCGUCUCCGGCGAUGAAGAGCCCAAGGUGUAUGAGGGCGAGCUGAAAAAACAGCCUAUCACCGACUUCCUUAAGCAAUUUGCCUCUCCCAAUCCCGACGCUACCGGAGAGGCUGCCUCGCCCGCGGCCAAACCCAAGAAGUCCAAGCCUUCCAAGCCUGCAAAGGCAGCUCCCAAGGUUCCUGUUGUCCCCGAUGACGAGGGUGAAUCGGCGGCUGCAGAGGAAACACCCGAGGCCAAGCCCGUACAGGUCCCCAUUGUUCCUCCAGUCCCUACCCUCGCUACCCCCGAAUCCCUCGAGUCCGCUUGUCUGAACUCGAAAUCCACCACCUGUGUGCUGGCCCUCCUCCCAGCCACAAGUGAGCCGGACUCUGCGCUCCCAUCAGCGGCCACCGACGCACUUAGCAGUCUGGCUGAGAUUGCACACAAGCACGCUCAGCGUGGUACGCACCUUUUCCCGAUUUACGGUAUCCCUGAGAUCAACUCUGCCUCUCAGAAUCUGCGCACUUCGCUCGGCCUGGAGGCUAGCGAUGCCGUGGUGAUCAUUGCCGUCAAUGCUCGCCGCGGAUGGUACCGUCGAUAUAGUCAGGCAGAGGACUUUGGCCUCGCGGCUAUUGAGGGGUGGAUUGAUGCCAUCCGCCUCGGAGAGGGCGCUAAGGAGAAGCUGCCUGAGGGAUUCGUCGCUGAGCCUGAGGCUGAGAAGCCUAAGGAGGAGCCCGAGCAUGAUGAGCUGUGA